AAAAUGUUUGCAUCAACACUCAAGCUUUCCUUACUGCUAAAGAAGAACAAGCUUCCAUCAUCAUACUACAAAAACAAUUUCUUCAACUUCUUUUACAGCAACAAUCAACAACAUUGCUCCUUCUCACAUAAUAUUAACCACAUUACACAACAUCAAGAGAAGGCUUGUUCCGAUAAUGAUAAUUCUUCUCCCUCAUCUUCAUCUAGAGAAAAACUCAGAGACAUGAUACAACAAUAUUCUCACUCGAUACCUGAUCACUUGGUAAGGGCUUCCUCACGAAUGAAUCCAGCAGCAACCACUGUAGCUACAGAACAACAUGAAAUCAACAAGUCGAGAAAACUCUCCAUCGAUCUUCCAAUGGAUCCAAAGAAGCCAUACGGAGACAAUAUUCAAAUGAAGGAAAUCAAGCUGAGGAAACAAAAGACCACUCUCGAACUCCACUUUACUAUCAAUAAUCCACAAUCACUAGUAGUAACAAGUCUGUUGGCAGAAUUUCUACGAGUGGAGAGUCCCUCUGCUGAAGUACAAGGUGAGGGAGGACAGAAACGACUUGUCUUUGGAAAGAGAGGAAUUAAAAUAUCGAAUAUUGAAAUGGUUGGAACAAAUCGUUUGGAUUAUGAAGAGAAGGAUCAAAAACACUGUGGUGGAAACUCUCUUGCCGAACAAGAAUUGAAGAGAUUAAAGUUUCACUCACCACCAUCACACACUUUGAGUGUUUACGGUUCAUCCAUUAUUGUAGAUGAUGAGGACAGUAGUGAUAUGAAAUCGGAGACUUUUAAAGGAAUUUACUAUGAUGAUUUGCCACCAACUGACAAGGAUUUUAUUGCUUGCAUUGGAUCAAAGGAUGGUGAUAUGUGUUAUCUGACGUUUAUGGAAGAAGACAAUGAAAUUAAACCUCUCGAUAAUGUUUCCAGUAAAUUAAAUAUUGGAAGAAGUUUUCUCAAAACACCUUUCAACGAUCUAUUGGAAGAUGUCAAAAGGAUCAGAUACGAGACUGAAAUUAAAAAGAAGGCAAGAGAAAAUUUAAAGAGUAAAGAACAAGUAUCAUCCAAACAUGACAAUGAUGGAGAUGUGGAAAUUGUAGAUACAAAACCAAAAAAGUUUGAACUAUUGGUCGACAAGUAUUCUCCAAAGUCAUACUUGGAUCUCUUAACUGAUGAUUUUCAAAAGAAGCAAACUAUUGGUCCUGAACACAAGAUUCUCCUCAUUGCUGGACCUCCUGGUAUUGGUAAAACUACUCUUGCUCACAUUGCAGCCAAGCAAGCAGGUUAUGAACCAAUUGAAGUGAAUGCAUCUGAUGAUAGAUCUAAGGAAAAACUCAUUCCAGAAAUUCAAAAAGUCACACAAAUGCAAACAGUCUUUGGAAGUAAAAAGCCAAAGCUAUUGAUUUUGGACGAAAUUGAUGGAGUGCACAACUCUGAGAACAAGUCGGUUGUUUCUGAAAUUUUAAAAAUUGCCUAUCCAAAAGUAUCCAAAGAAACAAAGAAGGAAAAGCCUGAAUCUUCAAAGAGUAAGAAGAACAAAUCAGGAGUUAAAGUUGAAAAGAAUAAGAAGAAGAAAGAUCCAGGACUUUUGCGUCCAAUUAUUUGUAUUUGCAAUGAUCAUUACUCACCUGGAUUGAAAGAAUUGAGACAAAGAAGUAAAUUACUUGUCUUUAGAAGAGAUGACGUCAGAACUGAUAAUACUCAAAGAAUUGUGGAUAGAUUGAGCAUGAUAUUGAAGAGGGAACAUUUAUUAAGCAGUGUGUCCAGACAUGAUUUGACACUUUUUGUAAAGGACUCUGACAAUGAUAUUCGUUCAUGUUUGAAUACUAUCCAAUUCAUGAGUUUUGACAAGUCUAAAUCUAUAACAGAAAUGAUGUCCAUCACCAAGGAUGUAAAGAAGGAUAUUUUCGAUGCCAUGAACAUAAUAUUCAAAACAAAAAAGGCAGACUCAACACUAAUCACAAAAUAUCAACAUAAUAUUUUAAGCUUGUAUAAUAACUUGUUGGGAGAGUUGGAUAAGAUGGAUAGUCUUAUGAAUGGUUGCUUUGAAAAUUAUCCUACUUUCAGUACUGGUUCAUCAAUGAAGGAUAUUUCUAAUGUUUUGGAAUGGGUUGAAUGGUCUGAUAUGUUGGAUGUUACUUCUAACAGACAUCAGGAAAGGUCACUUCAAGUCUAUCGUGUAGCUACCCUUACCAAGAUAUUUAAGGAUUGUAAAAAAUCAGGAUUUGAUAUUUCCAGUGAUUUUAUUCAAUAUCCAAAACAACAAGGUGAUUUCAAGAGAAGCUUAACACAUAAGGAAAAUAUUUUCAAGACUUUACAUUCGAAUUGUUUCACUCCAAAUACAUAUGAUAGUGAAGAUUACUCUACAUGUCCAACAGCCAUGUCAGUAAAGGAUUUGGCCACCGAUGUCUCUCCAUUUAUUUAUCAAAUCCUUUCCAACAAACACUUUGCAAAUUUGAACAGCGGAUCAGCACUUUCUUCCUUGGCUCAUUCUGGUAUGAAGGGUUUGAGACAACUGUUUAGAAAUGAUAUGGAAAGAUUUGCUUUUGAGAGGAUUUUGGAUAUUUGUAUUUCAUAUGGAAUUAAUGUCAAACAGACCUAUGUGAAUGAAACUCAUGAAAAUAUGAUUGAUCCUCCACUUGAUGAAGUGAGUGUGUAUCCAUCCAACCAAAAGCAAGAAAAAACCUCCCAAAAAACAAUCCCACAACCACCAAACUCAUCUACUCCAAACCAGGAAAAUAAUCCUGUUGUAAUUAGUGAGUCUUUCAAAAAGAUUAUCUCUUCCGCUCUUCACUUUGAAAAAUUAGAGAGAAAGUUCAAAAAGAAGAAUGAACAAACCAAUGAAGAAAUGUUAGAAAAGAUUAAAUCUUCUCCAAUGGCCUCUCCAAAGAAUGUCAGUGCUCAAGUUGCUAUUGAGCAAAAGAAUAGAAGACGAUCUCAACUCAAAUCAAUUCAUACCAUGUAUUUGGAAUUUCAUGAUGGUAUGACAAAUUCAAUUAGACGUCCUGCAAAAACUAGUGAGUUUUUGUAA
This is a messenger RNA of Naegleria gruberi, 3015 nucleotides long. RefSeq names its product DNA replication factor C protein. Lineage: Eukaryota; Heterolobosea; Eutetramitea; Acrasida; Naegleriidae. The record is from RefSeq and is a predicted model, not a curated record. Gene Ontology annotation, molecular function: ATP hydrolysis activity; ATP binding. The coding region runs from base 4 to 3015 and encodes 1003 amino acids. The transcript is spliced from 4 exons.